ACAAGUAAUGAAGAAGCAGAACUAAGUAGAACAAAGAAAGCUUCGUCACAGAUCUAUUACACUUUUUGAAAGCAAAUGUGUGUUACCUGAAACCGUUUUGGGUAUAUAUAUAUCGGUGAUGGACCACAAGGUGCUGUAGUGACUCCCUUUAGAAAACAUAUGAGGCCCGCUCAUUGGCUGAUCUCUUGUCGAAAAAUCACCUCUGGUUGCAGAAGACGGCACUGCCGCAAACUACGUCGACAAUGUCGUAACGUCGGUGCGAUCUAUGUUGCUAAAGGAAGAGAGUGAUCGAUAAACAAACUUGUGCCAUCACAAGUGCUUGUAAACAAUCCCCGACAUGUAUCCACACAGGCGUGUUAUGCUGAAUGAACCUCGUUAUGAAGGAUAUGAAAGAACCGUCUGAGGACAGAACAUGAGCACCAAAACCAACGAUGACAUCAUACAACACCGAAGUGGGACAUUCUGUUAUGGUGGAGGUUAGUCCAGACAUCCAUAUCUGUGGCUUCUGCAAGCAGCAGUACAAUAACUUUGAAGUAUUCCUCGCCCACAAGCAAAAUGGCUGUUCGCUACAAACCUCUGACAUAUCUACCUCUACUGCAACUCCUGCAAUCACAGAUUCCAGCGCAGAGUUUGUUUACGAGGAAACCUACCAGACGUGUGUUAUGAGGGGUGUCAAAAAGAUCCUGUCCAAAGCGCAAAAAAACCCUUCCAAAAAACUAAAACCUGCGCUGACUUCAAAGAGACACAGCUGCUGUUUCUCAGGUUGCACCUUUAAGACCCAGUAUGGCCAAAAGGACAUGGAGCGCCAUCUCAAAACGCAUACAGGCGAGAAGCCGUUUGAGUGUGAGCUGUGCCACAAGCGCUUCAGCCGGCGCGACAAACUCAACAUGCACAGCCGCUCGCACACGGGGGAGAAGCCGCACAAGUGCAAACACUGUCCGUACGCGGCGGCCGACAGCAGCAGUCUGAAGAAGCACCUCCGCAUCCACUAUGACGAGCGGCCCUUCAAGUGCCAGAUCUGCCCCUACGCCAGCCGCAACUCCAGCCAGCUCACGGUCCACCUCCGCUCCCACACUGGGGACGCGCCUUUCCAGUGCCAACAGUGCGACGCCAAGUUCAAGAUCAACUCAGACCUGAAAAGGCACGUUCGCAUUCACUCGGGCGAGAAGCCCUACAAGUGUGACUUUUGUGAAUACCGCUGUGCGAUGAAGGGCAACCUGAAGUCGCACAUCCAGAUCAAGCACGGCUCCCAGAACUCCUUCCAAUGCCCACACUGUGACUUCCAGUGUGCCAACAAGACGGCCCUGCGGCAGCACUCCCGGGAGCACCUGCCCCUCCAGCCUGUUAAGUGUUCCAAGUGCACUUACUCGUGCUCCAGCAAGGGGGCGCUCAAGGUCCACGAGAGAGUUCACUCCGAGGAGCGACCCUUCAAAUGUGACUUUUGCAGCUUUGCGUCCAAGCAGCGCAGUAACCUGGUCAUCCACAAGAAGAAGUGCCACUCGGAUAAGCCCGGCAAAGGGAGCAGUGUUGGCGGCAAAUCCGGCACCGCGGGAGCGAAGAGUGUGGACUGGGACGUCCCCAAGCCGGCCAGCUCGCGCUACCGCGCCAAACUGGACGCGGCGCGGGCCUUCCGCUGCGACGUAUGCAACGCCUCUUUCGUCCGGGAAGACUCCCUGCGCAGUCACAGGAAGCAGCACCGAGGGACCCACAAUGCACUGCAGCUGCACCUCUCCUGUCAGCCCGGUGGCGGGGCCGUCGGCCCGGAGCAGGGCGACGCCCGCCUCCAGCUCCCGCUGCCCUCCGAGCCGCUGGGUCAGUACGGCAGCGCCCAGCUGAAGAUCAUCGUGUCCCACCCCCUGGGCCCGGAGGACGCCCUGAUGCAGGCGGUGGCGGCGGACGGUCACCACCAGGCCAAGGCCAACAUGCUGCUGCUGGGCCCCGACGGACAGGACAUGGCGGUGAACUCCAUGAUCCAGCAGGUCAACCUGCUGACCCCCGUGCAGCCGUCGACCCUCGGCGGGCCCACCUCCUCCCACUACGGGGGCGGGGGGACGGUCCUCCUGACCCAGCUGGGUCCGGGGGACGCUGGGGGCCACGUGCUGCACCAGGCACUGCUGCAGACCGGGGGCGGCGCAGCGCAGGGUCCCGGCGCCAACGCCACACAGACCUUCUUGGCGACCUGCUCGGACAUCGAGAGCCUCAGCGCGCUCAUCCAGGAGGGGGGCACCGAGGUCACCGUGGUGACGGAAGGCAUCGGCGCGUCGACGGCGUCCCCCGCGGCCGGCGCUCCGAUGGAGGAGGCGGCGGCCGCGAGGGCGGUGGCGUGCGUGGGCAACAGCGCCUUGGCGUGCGUGGCCGGAGGGGGGGGACUGCUGGUGCCUAGCAUCCACCUGGGCGGUCAGGGCGUGGUCCUCCACAGCCUGCCGCUCAUCGUGUCCAGCCAGACCCACAGAGGCCCCUUGGACCAGCUCCCCACCAGCACGCUCUACACAGACUCAGAAGCACAUAUAGAGGGAAUGUCCCAAUGACUCUGGAUCAGGUUGCAGACCCAGAACGUUCGUUAAAUUAACCAAAGCAACUAUUAUGAUUGCUAAAAGAGAACUAUAAUAUGCAUUGCCUGCAUAAAAUAGGGUGAGUACUGUAGUGCAAAGUAAGGUAGAACAUUUGUUUUGACAGUCACAUAGUUUCAGACAUAAAGAAAUGUUGAAUGUUAAAAUAUUUUCUCUCGAUUUAGGCCAGAGUUCAAAAGCCUUAAUGGAGUAAACCAUGUAAACAUGCACACCAUUUCAAAAAUGUAAAGUACUGUUUGUUUCUCGACCGAUCUGAUUGGGAGUUUUCUGAUUGCCCAAAAGAUAUUUUAUAUUUAACCUAGAAACAAAAUGUAAUGCUAAUAAGUUUACAGUAUUUCUUGAUUCGCUGGUGCUAAAAUUAAUAAUCGAUUGGAAAUAUGAUUGUUAUCUUAUAUAUCGGGCGUUUGUGUGUGGGGACCAUGGACCCCCUUUUUAUAUUGCUAGAUGCUAUGCGCCAUGCUAUGCGCUUCCUUCUUAUCCGAUGUAUUUCCGGUAGAAGCUAAAUGCUAACGUGCUUAUAAACGAUAUCUUUCACGUCAUGUUAUCUACACAAACGAUAUGGCACAUGAAAGCUGAGACUCCACCGAGUCCAUGUAGGCCUUGUAAUUUGUGAUCUUAUCUCCAUAAUCUAGAUGUCAAAGAAUAGUUACAACAAGUUACAAGUGAACACGCGCACGCACCGCUCAGCUAAUCGUGUUUUUUGUCUCAGAUCUCGUCAAACUUUAUGAGUUUAGAUUUGUCUUUAACUCUUUACACUUUAUUUGUUUACAACCAUUUAAAUUAUUUUAAAAUGUUUUGCACGUUUAAUCCAUUUAUACUUUAGAACUCUCUUUUAAUAUUUUCACUUGAUUUAUUCGAUUCCACAUUUAUUUACGUCUUAAACUAUGUGGCUUUUUUUUUAAACACAAUUUCAACCUUCAAAAUUUUGAAAUCGAAUUGGGUUCCUCAAAUAGGGUUGGGUUUCUCCAACUUCUCUUUAGACUUCCGCUGUGGUUUGUUGUGAAAAGCAGAUGCAACAGAACUAUCGUGACAGUAAGCUACGCAACACACAAAGUUCACUGAAUGAAGAGUCUGUCGUGCCAAUGCUUGAUCUCUAAUUCAACAAUACCUCCCAUUUUAUUCCAUUUGGAAUAUAUAUCUAUGAAUCUCUUUAAAGGAGAGAAGAGGUUAAUAAAGAUCCAUCCUAAGGAAAUAACGCGAGGCACGGAAGAGGUUACCACCCAGAUAGAUUUAAAAUAAUAUCCUAACAUUUAUUUAUAAAUAAAAAGGGACUGUAUAAGCUGUUGCUUAUUUUUUGCUCUAAUUAUCUCUAAAUCAAUUCUUAAUACCCUCCCAGUUACCUAAAUAUAUCAACUUUUAAAACGCCUUAUUUUACCGAAACUACUAUGUUGUGUCGCUCAGCCGCCUGCAGGUGUCAGCAGAUAUCCAUAUUCAACCACUAUAGGCAAGUAUUUUCUGCUGAAUUUAUUCUUGGCUUUUAAAGAUGUUUUGGACUUUCUGAUGGCUAACCUAUGUAAUGAUUGUCACUGUUAUUUUGAAUACCCCUAAUUGUUUGAAAUGACGCUUAUAGGUUCCAUCUAUUGAAAUUGUUGUUUUAGGCAUGCUGGAAAUCCUAUUGAUGGAUACUUUUGAUCAAUUAGUUAUUACAACUUUAUGUAUUACAGUAUGUGACAUUUGUCAUUACAUUUUAAAUAUGAUUAUGUCAGGGAUUUACUAUAUAAUGCUAGGUACCGUUUUCCAUUAUCCAUCUGUUAUUUAUUCUGACAUAUUUUGUGCUAAUUACCAAAGCCAUAUACAAUGGUUUAUAGGAUGCACUUGUUGUGCAAAAUGCAGAAGCGCUCAGGGAUGUGUCUCUUUGAUCUAUUAUUUCACAGACUUCCAGGCCCUAAUCCCAAGCGCCCUCCACGUGGAGGCGCGUUCUCCCUCCACCCCUCCACAUGUGAUAUCAUACACGAGCUAAGUGCCUUUUUGUAAGAGACCAAAUCAAUAUGUAUAUAUAAAUGUACAUCUAUUUUUUUGGAGGGAGAGUUUUCAAUGUCACAAUUGGUAGAUCUUGAUUUGUUGUCGCAAUGCACAGCAAUGUAACAUGAGGAAAAGGGAAAGGGAUAAUAAUGUGCUGGGAAAAGCACUUGAAGACAUGCUAAUUAAUAUGCUGGCAAAAAUGCAAAAGCUGCUGUCUCAUAAAAUAGGGAAUCCUUCACUUUUGCCCUAAAUAAAAUAGGUCGGAUGGCUUUGUGGGAAAAAGGUAGCAGGGUUUUUAAAUGGACCCCUUGAUACUGUAUGGCACUUCUCUGCCCCUUCCUUCCUGUGUGUGAGAUGGCAGCCUUUGAAUAGGGUCAUAAAUGUCUCCCCAAAAGCAAUUUCCACUCCCAGCUGCUUAAAGAAACCGUAAGUUGUGAUGCUUUCCUUCUGGACACCAAACGGAUCCAGGGAGAGCAGAGUGUUGGGGAGAAAAUGAACAGAACCACCGAGGAUUACAGGGGUACAUUAGGCAAAGAGGGCAGUUCCUUUAACAGUGUGAAAUUGUCACAGAGCUCAUAAUAUUUUCAGGAUUUAUAGGUUACUUCAGGCUUGACCGAAGACAGUGUUUUGAUUUAAAGGUGGAAGUUAAUUUUUUGUACCACAUCUUGGUUCUUUAUUUGACCUGUAUUGACAAUAUAUUCAGGAUUUUAGGUUUGUUUGGAGAAGCUAAUUUACUAAAUUGCAUUGAGUGCUUUAAUGAAAUUAGCUGGAGGGGCCAAGUAUUGAUAUAGACUAUGGAGUUUCAAUGUUGACACAAUGUUUUCUCUCCCUGACACUAUUGACAGUUUAAGUGAUUUUUGAUUUCUCAGGGCACUGCAAACUCUAUAUCUCUGUCUGUGUUUAAUUAGCUUUGUUUGUGAAAGAAACGCAGAAGGUAAAGACUUUUGAUAGGUUUUCUGUGAGUGAAUGACAGAUUAAUUUGCCUUUUCGUAGUAUUUUCUGAUUAUGUACUCAGAUUAUUCUACACAAUGAAAUAAUCCUUAAAUGCAUAGCAAUCUAACAAAAGCAAGAAAGGUCGUCAAAUUAAAUAGCAAAUCUUGAUUUGAUGAAACUACACACUUUGUAAUGUGCCCAAAUAAUUUUAAACUGAUGGCCAUCCAAAAUGUGAAACAUUCCUUUAUUCAUUAAUUCAUUCAUUGUUUGUCACUCAGUCGAUUAUUUUGUUCCUCAUAUCAGCUGUUUUGAACUGAAACUUUGUCCCCUUCUCUGUGAUAUCCAUUUGGCAUUGUGGGUGUUUAAUUGGUUGUAUUUUUGGUUUGUUAUCCGUCUUUAGUCAUCAGGAAACCCCGACAGACUCUUUUGUUGUUACCUCUUUUGGGAUUGAAAGAAGUGGUUUAAAACUAGUCCUCAGGGGGGCCAGCAAAUACAAGUGUAAUGUUGCGCCAAUAGCCAUUGGCCGGAGUGAGCUGUCCAAAGCACAUGGAAGUCCUUUAAUGGACAUUGGAAUGUUAAAGAAUCUCGCUUUGAAAACACAGAAGCCAUGCCAUUUAUGACUAUGUCCUUUAUAAUUGCAUAGUCAUAAACAGCCUCACUGUUGAGAGAUGACUGGGGAAUGUGAUCUUGUCAAUGUAAAUAACUGAGCUGAGCAUUUGGCCUGUGGUUUGAUUUCUUUGAUUUCUGUGCAGCUCCAUAUGUCUAAACAAAUUGAUAUCAAAUAAAUGAUCAAAUUGAGUUGCAUGUCGUGUAGGACCCCUUCUGGAGCACCAUGGGACUUAGAGGGGGUUGGCGGGGUGUUUAGGAGAAGAAAGAACAAAUAAACUUUGGCUGAGGUGUCGUUACCUUUCCCAUCACAAUGCUGUUUGCUUCAGUAACAACCUCUGAUCAUUUUCACAUAUCGCCACACUGUGUGUGUCUGGCUCGUUAACACAUGCGGGGACAGGACAGUCCCAGCGUUGUGUGUAGUUUGGCAUCUGCUUUUUUUAUCACUGCCUUGUGAAUUCCAAAGAGUGAUUAGUGUAUCUUUACACAUUCAAAACGACUGCCAGCCCUGGCUAAUUAAAAAACAAAAAAUAAUUUGUCUAUAACCCCAGUACAACACGUUCUAAAGAUAAACUUUCCUUUUGGGCGGUAACAUGUAGGAAAAUAACAGUCAU
Molecule: messenger RNA, 6685 nt
Organism: Gadus chalcogrammus (walleye pollock)
Lineage: Eukaryota; Metazoa; Chordata; Actinopteri; Gadiformes; Gadidae
Gene: zfp64
Product: zinc finger protein 64 homolog (mouse)
Exons: 7
Coding region: 432-2528 (698 amino acids)
Biological process (GO): regulation of DNA-templated transcription
Molecular function (GO): DNA-binding transcription factor activity, RNA polymerase II-specific; RNA polymerase II cis-regulatory region sequence-specific DNA binding
Source: RefSeq, a predicted model, not a curated record